UAGUUGUCGUCGUGCUAUUUUUUACUCAUUCCCAAUUUCCCAUUUUCAACUUAGCAUUGAUUAACCCUAACUCCCCCACACUUAACACUAAUCACCCAGAUUUAUCUUCAAUUUUUCUGUAAAUGACCACAAUCAAAACAUGUGUGAUGUUUGUUUCUCAAUGUCCGAAUCUUAUUCUCUUAUAUCUUCUGGCUUUGCAUCAUAAAUUUUUCCUUUUAAUCUCCUUUUUCAAGUUUCAACUCUUCCCUUCUAAACAAAGAAAAGUCACAGGGUCAUCUUAUUUCUCGAAAUAUGUCUGAAAACAUACUGAGUCUAGCUUAUGGUCUAUGGAGAUAUUCAAUUGUCUAUGUUGGUGCUGUCUGGUUGGGGGAUGCGGGGUGUUUGAUAAAUUGCCUGAACUCUUGAAAUUACUUGAUGAUGUUUUGUGUUCUUGCUUUCCUACUAAAAGUUUAAUGAAGAUAUGUAUGUGUUGUUUGAGUGUAAGAUUUAACUCAUGAUAUGUUAGAAGAAGCCCUUACAUUGGACUGUUCAAAAGCACUUGUGAUAUCUGUUAUUAAUUGGAAAGUGAUUGAUUUGGAUUCAAAUAGAUAUUGGUGACUAGCUUGGUUUUGAGGAAUGGGGUUAAUUAUCAGGAACAAGUUGCUUUGAGGUUUAAACAAAUUCUUAUGAAUUUUAUCAUUUUAUGUGAUCCAUGGGAUUCUUAUGAAUUCUAUGUGAUUCAUGGAAAAUGUUCUCACGAACUCCCUUGUUACGGAAUGGACUUAAGCCUCAUGAGUUAUGAUGCUUGUUUCUUGAAGAAACUAGCAAUGCUUGAUGGUGUAUGAAACUGUGACAAAGAUCAUGAUGCUCUCAUUGCCAGAGAUGACAGCGAAAAUAAUGGGGAAGAUAUGCCUUGAUGGGCAUAAUUCUGACAUUAUAUUCGAAUAGAGGCAAAUGAUGAAAAGGCAAGAAGCCCACACUUUUCUCGACAGCUCGCAGUCACCAACUUUGAGGAGACAACUCCUGCAAACCAAUGAAGAUCAAGGUAUUGGAGAAAAGCAUUUUGAGGUUGGUUGUGUUUAUGAGGUUGAUCAUCUGAACCUUCCCACCAGAACCCCUGUCCAACUGAAAUCCAUUCGUGUUGUGAUGGUGACUGAAAAGACAGAGUUAAAUGUUUCUGUGAGGUAUCCAAGCAUUAGGUCUCUUUGCAACUAUCUCAGCCUCAACAAGAUGAGCAGCACUGAUAUUUACCCUUUUUUGGAUGAGGUAUUUGUAAUGGGAACACACCUAGCUGGAAAAGUACUUAGCCGUCAGAUAUCAGCUCAAGAAUUUGAUGAUAACAAUUACUUCGAGGGGUUCUGGCUGAUUAAAAACUCUCCUGAACCUGCUGCACUGCGUGGGAUUUUCAAUAAAGAAACAACCACCCCUUUAAUGUCUCAACUGAAGAGUAAUGGGAUGGUUCGGUGGGGUAUUCGACGUCAAGUCAAGUUUAUUAACAGGCAAGGAGACAGCAGCACCAGCCACCCACAGUCUUCAACAAGCUUUGUUAAAGGAUCAAAAGAGAAACUGGAGCAUGAAUCUGAUGAAGACAAUAAAGAUGAAAAUGAUGAUGAAGACAAUGAAGAUGGUGAAGAAGAAAGAGAGUACACAGAUGAGGAUGAUAAGAAAGCUGUUAAAAGAAAACCAUAUUGCUUGAGAGAGAAUACAAGAAAAGCAAAGAAGGUAAAACGUGAAACACAGAGCAAUAAGAAGUCCAGGAGGAAUAAGUGCAAAAAGAUGAUAGUUGGAAGCUCCAUAAAUCGAUGGUCUGCAGAAAGGUACAAGCUAGCUGAGAAAAAUCUUUUGGAAGUGAUGAAAUCAAAGGGGGCACUCUUUAAAAGCCCAAUUCUGAGACCUGAUCUGAGAUUGGAGGCAAGAAAGAGAAUAGGUGAUACAGGGCUGUUAGAUCAUCUCCUCAAGCAUGUGGCGGGUAAACUUGCACCAGGUGGAGUCGAGCGCUUCCGAAGACGACACAAUGCAGAUGGUCAAAUGGAGUAUUGGUUGGAGAGUGCUGAUCUUGUUAAAGUCAGGAAGGAAGCUGGGGUGCAGGAUCCCUAUUGGACUCCACCACCUGGUUGGACUCCUGGAGAUUGUCCUUCUCAAGAUCCUCUUUGUGCCAAGGAAUUAAGGUUACUCAAGGAAGAAAAUGCCAAAAUAAAGAGAGAUAUGGAGGACAUAGUGUCCAAUUUUAAGGAAGAGCUGAAAAAAGUCAGAAGAGAAAUGGAUGAACAAUUUACCAAGAAAAUUCAAGAGGAAAUCUGGUCUUUACAAGUUCAAAGUUCGGCUCCUUGGAAAUCUGACUUUGAGUCUGCACUAGUCCAAGUGAACAAGCAGGAAAAACAAUUGACUGAUAUUUCGGAUACUAUUACGGGAAUGAAGGAUCAGAUGGGGACAUUAAGUUCUAUGGUGGAGCUUGCUUCAAAGACAACAGACUGUUGUGCUGAAAAAGAGAGGAACCAUGCAGCUUUGGAAAGAUGCCAUGCACUGGCAUUAAAAGAGAGUGCAUCUACUGGAGAAAAGACAGCUGCAGAGGAAAAGGCAGCAAAACUACAGAAGCUGAAAAGCGGAUUCAGAAUCUGCAAACCCCAGGGUACAUUCCUUUGGCCAAACAUGGGUGCCAGCAAUGGGUCCUCUCCACUUGUGUUUGAAGUUGAGGAUCUCUUUAUGGUCCAUACACCACCAUCAGUUUCAUCCUCCACUGCUUUAGCUCCACCUCAGCUGCCCUACCACCACCACCACCCACCAACCUCCCCCAUCCGGCCUGUGCCGGAGAGGCGUGCUGUAACAGUCACUGUUAAAACUGCUCGGACAAAUGAUCAACAAAUUGACAACCAUGGUUACUCCUCUACCGCCAUUGUUGCCUCCCCUAAAAGCAAGAGUAACACCUCUCUUAUAAACCUCAAUGACAUUCCUGACACUGAUGGAGCUUUUUCAACAGCUGCUACCAAACGACAUUUUCUGCCAUCAACGGUGAAGAGGGAGACUGCUUCUGCUUGGGAGUGCAUUGGGAGCAGCCGAUGCAGCAAUAUGAGUGCUUUUGUUGCGGAAUGCACAGUUAAUGCAGGGGAAACCAGUCAACAAGGGAAAAGGGAAUGUACCUCUUCCACCUUGUGUUUGUCAAGUGCUGCUGGACAUCGUAUGCCUCUUUCUGCUGCUAAUUCCACUCGUGGCUGAAUGAAUUACGGCUAUCACUAUUUUCUAGCUUAUGUUCUUUAUAGUUGUUAGGUGCUGUCUAUAAGAUUUGAUAGUAUGAACUGAAGUCUAUAUAGUAUAUCCUUUACGACUUGUCAUUAUGCAGACCUACAGCUCUAAUAUGGAAGUACUCCAUACUAUGUGUUACUUGUUAGCAGAUAAUGUCUUUUUAUGGUACAAUUGUGUGGAAAGUUGAAACGGUAGUUUGCCUGCCCAUUCGUUUUGUCACUGUAUCAAAUGAAUCAGUAGCAUAGAACAGAUUAUGAUGGACAAAUUAA
Messenger RNA from Daucus carota subsp. sativus, 3488 nucleotides. Its product is annotated as protein DYAD. Gene Ontology annotation, biological process: meiotic cell cycle; meiotic sister chromatid cohesion; reciprocal meiotic recombination. The record is from RefSeq and is a predicted model, not a curated record. NCBI's taxonomy places the organism in Eukaryota, Viridiplantae, Streptophyta, Magnoliopsida, Apiales, Apiaceae. The transcript is spliced from 10 exons. The coding region runs from base 934 to 3192 and encodes 752 amino acids.